Messenger RNA from Ceraceosorus bombacis, 342 nucleotides. The record is from the annotation of a GenBank genome assembly. NCBI's taxonomy places the organism in Eukaryota, Fungi, Basidiomycota, Exobasidiomycetes, Ceraceosorales, Ceraceosoraceae.
AUGUCUGUGAUCGCGUCAAAACGUCAGGCGUGUGCUGUGCAACCCUGUCACUUCAAUUAUGGGACUUCGAUCUUUGGUGCGAGGGAAGUCGAGGGUGAAGCAAAACUGAGUUGGUCAGCGACUCAAACACACAAUAUGGUCGAUUUGAGGCUUGUCAAUUUCGACUUGCAGCACAAAGCCAGCUCCUUCAUGGGCCUGUAUCUGCUGAGCAACAACCAUCUGUCCAUCUGUCUUUUCGACUCGGAUCACAUCGAGAAGCAGGAGUCUGUAGGGAGCUCGCUUUCAGCAAACACAAGCGCUUCGUACCCAGAAUAUGUUUCCACUGGCGACAAGAUAAGCUGA